Messenger RNA from Paraglomus brasilianum, 1005 nucleotides. NCBI's taxonomy places the organism in Eukaryota, Fungi, Glomeromycota, Glomeromycetes, Paraglomerales, Paraglomeraceae. The record is from the annotation of a GenBank genome assembly.
AUGAGUGACCCACCUUCAUACACGCCGAACGACCCGUCAUUGCCAAAACGGAAAAUUCCAUCUUCAGUUGCUCCAUCACCUGAUGCUAGAUCGAAUGAACGAGGUCUGGGACGGAAGGGAUAUAAAGUAAACAAGACGUCAGCACGCUGGCGGGUUUUGUUUUGUUUCCUGGCCAGCAUUUAUGUGUACAUUUUUGCUGUGGCCGCUUAUAUCAUAUACCUAUAUUGGAGCUUUCCUCAACGUGACCCGAUUCUAGAAAGUAUGAAACUAUUCGUGGUUGGAUUUAGCAUAGAAAUGGUAUACAGAUUAUUUGAGAUAGCGCGAAUUGCGCAAUGGACACAUGGAAGAGUUAAUGUCAUAUUGGGCAUUGCCAUGGUGUUCGGUAAGAAAGACCUGUACGUAGCGUUUGGAAAGGUAAAGCUAAAAGUGUAUCAAUAUUUAUGCAUGCACGGCCUCAGUGACAUGAUAUUGUGCACAUUCUGUGGCUGUUCCAUAGCAGCCAUAAUCACUCUUCCAGACACUGUAUCUGCUACAUUCAAGAUAUGUGCUGGUGUUGGGAAUGUGAAUGUAAUUGUAGCGAUGGCAAUUGUUAUGACUGUAGUUGUGGUGACUGUAGGAACUGUGGUUGUUGUGACGGCUGUGGUUGUGGUGGCGAUGACUCUGACUCUGAUGGCUGUAGUGAUUUUGAUUGUGAUGACUUGUGUGGCUGUGAUUAUUGUGACUCUGGCUGUGGUAAUUGUUGUGAUAAUUGUUACAGCUCUUGCAACGGUUGUUGGGACGGUUGUUGGGACGGUUGGAAUUGUUGUGCUAACUGUGGUGAUUGUGGUAAUUAUGGUAACUGCGGUAAUUGUGGUGAAUGUAGUAACUGCUGUGGCUGUUCUGACUGUGGAAGCUGGAGUUGCAAUUUUGAUUGUGAUUGUUGUGAUUUGGACUGCGAUUAGUCAUAACGAAGACAUACACUUACUUCUGUUGUUAAUUGAUUCUACUUUCUUCUUUGUACUUUAA